Molecule: messenger RNA, 1701 nt
Organism: Lodderomyces theae
Lineage: Eukaryota; Fungi; Ascomycota; Pichiomycetes; Serinales; Debaryomycetaceae
Exons: 1
Coding region: 1-1701 (566 amino acids)
Biological process (GO): phosphatidylethanolamine biosynthetic process; phosphatidylcholine biosynthetic process
Cellular component (GO): cytoplasm
Molecular function (GO): choline kinase activity; ethanolamine kinase activity
Source: RefSeq, a predicted model, not a curated record
AUGAGUGCUGUCGAGAAUGAUCCUCUUGCAAAUGGCAGAGAAGCGAUUCCUGAGUCUAAAUUCCCAAGCUCAAAGACCAGACUCAACGAUAAUCAAGAUAGUCAGACCCUAACAGAUGAAUUCCACCCUGCUGCAUAUUGCUUCAUCUCUGAACAAAAGGUGCAUUUUAGACCUAUUGGUGAGGAUUCCGACGAAGAAGAUGGAAAUAAGAUAUCAGAUACUUUUCGAAACACGCCUUUAUUGAAGUAUGAUGCUGAUUAUUUGCCAGAUAAGCUAUACUUGAAGAAUAAGAAUUUCCUUUAUUCUUUAAACAAUCCGUCUGUCUCAGACGCAGAAACAGACACAAAUGCGAAUCAGACUUUAUCAAACGGCCACAACUUAUUGUCUCCUUCAGCGGGCUCUUCACUAGACACUGAGCCCUCACCAACGUCAAGGUCGCCAUCGCCUAGUCCGGUGGGGGUGGACAACCACGUGUCCAAAAAGACAUGCUUAUACUUUCCCAAAUAUGUUGUCAAUCUUGCUGAAAACCUUGAAACCGACUUUACUCAGUUGAAGCGGUUGAUAAUGAGAGUCUUCCCGGAAUGGAAAGACACCAACAAGCUCGAACUCAAACAACUUACUGGAGGCAUAACCAAUAUGCUUCUUUCAUGUACCUACAACAACGAGAUGACUGUUUUGAUCAGGGUGUAUGGGCAUGGUACAAAUUUGAUCAUUGACAGGCACAGAGAGUUUAUUUCGCAUUUGAUCCUCAACUCUAUCGAUUUAGCCCCUUUUGUUUAUGCGAGAUUCAAAAAUGGACUCAUCUAUGGGUACCUUUCGGGAAGAUCAUUGAAGCCAGAGGAGUUGAGUAACGAGGUCUUGUUUCCUCUAAUUGCGCAACAAUUGGGAAACUGGCACAAGUCGUUAAAUUACAAGUUGAUCGAGGAAGGGAUUGAUAAAAUACGAACAUUGAGGGUAGGUUCAAGAAGAAAUUCCACGAGCAAAAAGAGACAAGCUCAAAAGAAGCGAUUCAUUUCCAACAUUUGGGAAUUGAUCGAUGACUGGAUUGAAAUUGUCCCAGUCAAUGCCGAGUUGAUUUCCUCAUUCCAACACAAUUUGAAAGAGGAUGUGAACGAGGGAAAUUUGAAAGAAGUGAUCAAGAAGGAAUUUCACUGGUUGAAAGCUGUACUUGAAGCGGUGAAUUCACCGAUUGUAUCUUGUCAUUGUGAUUUGUUAUCGGGUAAUGUAAUUGUACCGGACAAUUACAACUCCCAAGUUUCAACCAAACAACCACUACCGCCAGUUCAACAAAAUCCAAUAAAGUUUAUUGACUAUGAGUAUAUGCUUCCUGCACCCAGGGCAUUUGACAUUGCCAACCAUUUGGCUGAGUGGCAAGGUUUCGACUGCAACCGAAAUGCCAUCCCCAACCCUUCCACUUCCAACCCUGUUAUCGUCAAAUGGUGUGAAAGUUAUCUCAGCACAUACAGCACCAAGUCAACCGAGAUUGACUCUUUGAUCAAUGAAGUAUCGAUGUUCUACGGGCUACCAGGGUUCUAUUGGGGCAUUUGGGCCAUGAUUCAAAGCGAGCUUUCAAAUAUUGAUUUUGAUUAUGCCGAUUACGGAAAAUUGAGAUUGCAAGAGUACUGGGACUGGAAGGUUGCAAAUAAGGAGCGAAUCGAAUCUUUGCAAUAUGGAAAAAAACUAGUAACUUAUAUAGACUAA